Messenger RNA from Vespa velutina, 2223 nucleotides. RefSeq names its product probable WRKY transcription factor protein 1. The transcript has 3 exons. Bases 289 to 1584 code for a protein of 431 amino acids. Gene Ontology annotation, molecular function: nucleic acid binding; zinc ion binding. NCBI's taxonomy places the organism in Eukaryota, Metazoa, Arthropoda, Insecta, Hymenoptera, Vespidae. The record is from RefSeq and is a predicted model, not a curated record.
AUAUAAAGUAGUAAAGUAUUUUACAACACAGUUGAUAGAAACCUUUUAGUGACAUCAAGCUGUUUCAAACGUUUGCCAAAUAUUGGCAAUAAUAGAAAAUAAUAAAGUGAGAUAAAAAUGUUAUGUAUAUUUAUUUAUAUUGCAAAAGAUUUUAUAAAUUUAUAACUUGUAAUAUUGUUAGUGAAUAAUUCAAAUUAUUACCAUAUAUCGUCCUCUUUCUAUAUGAUACACGUGUGCAAAAAGUUAGGUUAUAAUAUUGUUUGGAUCUUUCUUUAGAUAUAGAUAAUCAUGACAAGAUAUACAAGGGCAAAGGGAUCCAAAGCUUCAAAUGAACGCUUACCCAAUGAUGCUACUCCGUGGCAUGUUAUGAAACAGCAAUUAACUGAAAAUGAAACAACAGAAAAGAAAGUAAAAACAGCGAAAGAACUUUUAAGUGAAAAACACGAAUCCAUUGAUAAUACAGCAAGUAAUAGUUGGGCAAGUUUUGAUGAUGAGAAAUGCGAUAAAAAAGUGACUCAAGAUACGAUAUCUAACAAAAUUAAAAAGAAAAAACAUAUUAACAAUGAGAAUAAAUCAGAAAUUCAAAUGGAAAAUAAUGUUAAUUUAAAUAAAAAAAUAAUAGACAAUGAAAAUAAUUCUGUACAAUCUCAUCAAGUUUUAAGCAAACGACAAAAACGUAAUAUGAAAAAACAGAAUAAGAGUCUGCAUGAUUCAACUACUACAACUUCAACAAAAGAGGAAGAAUCUAAAAUGAAUAAUACUGAUCUUCCUAAUUCAAAUCACAAUGAUACUAAUUACCCUUCAAGGUUCAAUAAAAAUUAUCCAAAUGGAAAUAAUUACUUUAAUAAUAAAUUUAAUCAUUAUAAUGGUAAAAUGUUCAAACAAAAUAAUAAAAGGAAGCCUCCAAAAAUUAAAGAUGACAAAGAACAUAAAAGAAGAAAGCCUGAUUAUGGACCUAUCAAAAUGAUGCUUAAUGGGGUAGAAAUAGAGAUAGUCAAGUAUGAUGGAUUUCCAGUAAAGAAAGAAGAUGCAGAGAGAUUAAAAGAUUUACGACAAAAAAUGGUAAUGCAAGGUAUACCGAAAUCAGAAAUUGAUAUUGCAAUGAAAUUGGAAAGAAGAAAAGCUGAAAAGGAAUUGGCACGUGCUAAAAAGCAUGUUUGCUUUCAUUGUCGUAAAUCUGGUCAUAAUUUAUCGGACUGUCCUGAACUUGCAAACGAACAAUCUGGUACAGGGAUUUGUUUUAAGUGUGGUUCAACUGAACAUACUCAUUUUGAGUGUAAAGUGACUAAAGCUCCAGAAUACAGAUAUGCAACUUGCUUUAUCUGCCGUGAACAAGGACAUAUUUCCAAACAAUGUCCAGAUAAUCCUAGAGGUAUCUAUCCUGAUGGGGGAGCUUGCAAAAUUUGUGGAGAUGUUACGCACUUGAAAAAAGAUUGUCCAGAUUUAAUCAAAGAAAAAGAAGAAUCUAUAAUUACAGUAGAUAAAAUUACGGACGGUACUUUAGAAUCUUUGGAUUCAAGCAUUGAGAAAAAUAAGAGUGAUAAAGAUAAAAAUAAUACAAAAAAUAAAAUUGUAAAAUUUUAAAUUUUGCGAUGAAAAUAUUAACUUCUUUCAUAUGCUAUUAUGUGUAUUAUAUUUUUUACCUAUAACAUACAAUAAUAAUGGUUGAAUCAAUACAUUAGAAAUAAAAGAUGUACUAAUGUGAUUCAUAUGUAUAAUAUAUAUACAACGCUUUUUGAUGUACAAACACUUCAAGUGAUUUUUUUUUUUAUAAGAAAUCUGAUAUCAGACAUGAUGUUACAUUUAUUUAAUUAAUGCGCUACCAUUUAUGCAUCUCGCAUCAUAUAUUUACAUAUUUGAAUUUAAUUAUAAAUUUUAUUUCUUAUAUAUCGUACGUAGGAUUACAUACAUUGUAAGAGAAUUGUUUUCUCUAUUGUUUACAAAAAAAAAAGGAAGGAAAAGAAAAUUUAUGUUGCAUAAUGCAUGUUCUUUCUUUUAAUAAAUAAAUUUUUCUUUUUAGUAAAUUAUUGUAGCCCAUUGAUAUCAGAUUUUCAUUAUUUACAAAAAACGCUUUAUUAAAGAUUAAUGUUCUACUAUUUAUCAACAUAUUCUUAUCUACAUCAGCUGCUCUAUAAACAUAAUUAUUUAAUAUUACAUUAAUGUUCAUAUAUUUUAUCUAAGCCUGUAUAUUCACAAUGUAUUAUAAUAAAAAUAUUAAUCGAA